Symbiodinium necroappetens is the source of this 498-nucleotide messenger RNA. The record is from the annotation of a GenBank genome assembly. Lineage: Eukaryota; Dinophyceae; Suessiales; Symbiodiniaceae.
AUGGCCCUGUUCCGAGAGUGUCCGCUGCCCUCGGGUGUUCCAGGAAAGCUCUGGUUGCACUCUAUGCCUGGGCGCAACGAAGACUGGGAAUCGUUUUCGGAGAGUGCCCGAGUCGCCAAAAUUGGCGGCAUUGCUUGCAUGACCAAUCGGGAGGAGAUAGCCGACAAAUCUCCCAGCUACUCGGAAGCCUUGGCGGGAGCCACGGUUCCUUGCCAGGUGAUAGAGUUUGCCAUACCGCCAGGCGGCGUGCCCGACGAUGUGGGGGCAUUUAACCACUUUAUCGAAAGCUUGAUCAAGAUUAUCCGUGAAGGGCAAGGUGUCUUAGUGCAUUGCACUGGGGGUGUUGGCCGUACCGGCUUCGUGGCCAUUUGCUUGCUGCACUCUCUCGGACUGAACCUUGAGGAUGCCACGACACGCGUCAAGGAAGCCGGCAGCGGACCCGAGACUGAAGAACAACUGAGAUACCUCAGCGAGCACCUCAGGGAGAUCAAGCCCUGA